Molecule: messenger RNA, 1164 nt
Organism: Equus quagga
Lineage: Eukaryota; Metazoa; Chordata; Mammalia; Perissodactyla; Equidae
Product: pepsin II-4-like
Exons: 9
Coding region: 1-1164 (387 amino acids)
Biological process (GO): proteolysis
Molecular function (GO): aspartic-type endopeptidase activity
Source: RefSeq, a predicted model, not a curated record
AUGAAGUGGCUGCUGCUGCUCAGCUUGGUGGCGCUCUCUGAGUGCCUUAUCUACAAGGUUCCGCUUGUCAGAAAGAAGUCCUUGAGGCAGAACCUGAUCGAGCAUGGCCUGCUGGAGGACUUCUUGAAGAAGCAUACCCCCAACCCAGCCAGCAAGUUCUUCCCCAAGGAGGCCGCCACCCUGGUGGACUCAGAGCCCCUGGAGAACUACCUGGAUGAGGAGUACUUCGGCACCAUCAGCAUCGGAACUCCCCCUCAGGAGUUCACUGUCAUCUUUGACACCGGCUCCUCCAACCUGUGGGUGCCCUCGACCUACUGCUCCAGUCUCGCCUGCUAUGACCACAAGCGCUUCAACCCUGAGAAGUCCUCCACCUACCAGGCCACCAGCGAGUCGAUCUCCAUCACCUACGGCACCGGCAGCAUGACAGGCAUCCUCGGAUACGACACUGUCAGGGUCGGAGGCAUCGAGGACACCAACCAGAUCUUCGGCCUGAGCGAGAAGGAGCCUGGCUUCUUCCUCUUCUUGGCUCCCUUUGAUGGCAUCCUGGGUCUCGGCUACCCCAGCAUCUCCGCCUCUGGGGCCACUCCCGUCUUUGACAACAUAUGGGACCAGGGUCUGGUUUCCCAAGACCUCUUCUCUGUCUACCUGAGCUCCGAUGACGAGAGUGGCAGUGUGGUGAUGUUCGGUGGCAUAGAUUCUUCCUAUUACACUGGAAGCCUGCACUGGGUCCCUGUUACCACUGAGGGUUACUGGCAGAUCGCCGUGGACAGCAUCACCAUAAAUGGAGAGUCCAUCGCUUGCAGCGGGGGCUGCCAGGCCAUUGUUGACACUGGCACCUCUCUGCUGGCUGGCCCAACCUCUGGCAUCAACAAUAUCCAGAGCUACAUUGGAGCCAGAAAGGAUUUGCUCGGUGAGGGGGUGAUCAGCUGCUCAGCCAUCGACAGCCUGCCCGACAUAGUCUUCACCAUGAAUGGCGUCGAGUUCCCUCUGCCUCCUAGUGCCUACAUCCUAAAGGAGGAUGACAGCUGCAUCAGUGGCUUCGAGGGCGUGGACCUGGACACCAGCAGCGGAGAGCUCUGGAUCCUGGGUGAUGUCUUCAUCCGCCAGUACUUUACCGUCUUCGACAGAGCCAACAACCAGGUCGGCCUGGCUCCCGUGGCCUAA